Molecule: messenger RNA, 2478 nt
Organism: Cricetulus griseus (Chinese hamster)
Lineage: Eukaryota; Metazoa; Chordata; Mammalia; Rodentia; Cricetidae
Source: RefSeq, a predicted model, not a curated record
AGCUUGGUAAGUCUGACGCUAUGAGGAGCCAGGGAAAGAGACCGGUAGGAGCAGGCUGUGUAGGGCGAACUGUGGAUACCUCGGGUCCCCAAGCUUCAAGUCGGCGAGAUCCGGCUGCUUCAUGCUUAUCUGAGAAGACACACUUCAAAGGAUGGUGAUGGCUUUUGAGCAGACACUCAAAAAGGAUUGGUACAGCAUUUUGGGGGCAGACCCAUCUGCAAAUGUGUCAGACCUAAAACAAAAGUAUCAGAAACUCGUAUUACUGUAUCAUCCAGAUAAACAAAGUACAGAUGUGCCAGCAGGAACCAUGGAGGAAUGUAUGCAGAAGUUCAUUGAAAUUGAUCAAGCAUGGAAAAUUCUAGGGAAUGAAGAAACCAAAAAAAUGUAUGACCUUCAGCGGCAUGAAGCUGAACUAAGAAGUAUGGGGCCAGUAGAUGCACAGGUGUACCUUGAAGAAAUGUCCUGGAACAAAGAUGAUGAGUCUUUCUCUCUGACCUGCCGAUGUGGUGGAAAAUACACUGUCUCCAAGGAUGAAGUAGAAGAAGUGAACCUGGUUUCCUGUGAUACGUGCUCCCUGAUUGUAGAACUCCUUCAUCAGUGAUGAACUGUGCAUUCCUGGGAUCUUUUAACUACAGUCAGCAUGGUCCAGAGGCCACUCGGUUUCAAGGAGACAAGACACUUCCUUACUAGCUGUAUAAUUUGCAGACAUAAUAUAAGAUCUUCAAGCAAACACCACUUCAGAUUAACAAAUUCAGGAUAUCAUGAAAAGGACUUGGAUUGUUAUUUCUGGAUUUUCAUCUAACAACUUUUGUUUUCUCCUUGGUACAAGUAGUUCUUUUCUUUCUUUCUUUUUCUUUUUUUUUUUUUUCAGGGUUUCUCUGUGUAGUUAUGGAGCCUAUCCUGGCACUCGCUCUGUAGACCAGGCUGGCUUUGAGCUCAUAGAGAUCCACCUGCCUCUGCCUCUCUAGUGCUAGGAUUAAAGUGCCACUGAUGCCCAGCUCGGCACAAGUAUUUCUUAUUUUUAUAUAGUUUAUAGUUUAUUCUUUAUAGUUACCAAGAGUUUUGUUUUAAUCUUUAGUGUGGUGGGGCAUAGGACAAUAACUGAGACUAUGAGGAGAUGAUUUUUCUUUCUUCCCCCUUGUGGGUCCCAGGGGUCAAAUUUGGGUCCUCAGUCUUGUGUAAGUGCCUUUACCUGAUGAACCAUCAUGCUGUCCCUAAUUAUGAAAUUGUUGAUGUAAAAGAUGACUUUUUUAGUUACUGAAGUUAUAUGCCUAUUGUAUACCUGUUUCAAAUUUGCAGGCAUUUAAAUAAGAUUAGGAUUUUUUGUGAGCAAAGUGUGAACCUGGUUGUGUCCUAAACAAGGCUGGAUAUGGAUGGCUACAGAUUUAUUUCCAAGCUGCUCAAGAGCUUGUAGGAAAUGUGACUCUAGUCCUGACCUUGGAUGUCUGAAGCUUGUUAGCAGCUUAACUUCAGAUGUAACUUGAAAUUCAGAUUUUACUUUUCAUUUAAUUGCCUCCAUUUAAGACUAAGAAGCCAUUCCUUUUAUUAUAGUGUAGUGAAGGUGCUCAUAUAAUGAAUGAUUACUGACUACAAAAGACGGUACAAAUCAUACCCUACGUGACCUCUUUGUAUGUAACAUUUUGUUUACAUUGUAGGUCAGAAUUCAUUUUACAAACACCCAGGGGCCCUAUGGAGCACCUCUGAUUUGUGUCUAACUGUUGGUAUUGUCAGAAGAGCAUAGACUAGAAAUGCUUAGUUCCAGCCUUUUGUAAGGACAGACAGCUAACAUCUGAGGCACACUUGAGAACAGACUGCAUUCAUUAUACAGGCACCACCAAAAUUCAAAUGUGACAUAGUCAUCGAGAUUUCUCCUCCAAGAUAUUUUUAUAUAAUAAAAUUUAGAAGGAAAUCAUGUUUGGUAUUGUUAUCCAAAUACUUUUAAUUAAUGUAUAUUGCAGAAUGUGAUGUUUACACUUACAUUUAAAUAGAAACAAAACUGAGUAGCAAAUAGUUUAUUGGUAAGUUCAUGGUUUCAACCGCAGUAAUAAAUUCAUAUGAAUAGAAGACAAUAAUCAAGUCAAAAAGGUAAAUGCUUGCUAAUCAUCAGAAAAUCUGUCGCCGUUUGGGCUGUCACGAAGAAAUCCAAAAUCACUGAAAGGCCAAAUCUGUAAAAUAAAAAUACAGUUGAUGGCAAUUAAUGAAAAUUCUUUAUCAUCAUGACGUUCUCUUUUACUGUUCUCUCUGCUAGAUAAUGCAGUGCAUUCUCUUUAUCAGUUAUUCUGAAAAUAAACUUGUGUAUGUAGCCUGGGACAUUCAAUUACAAUACCAGAAAACAUGUUUGUUUAGUAUAUCAACAUAUAUUUGUGAAGACCUGUCUCCUUUUACCAUCCUAAAAUAAGUUACAUACCAAUCUAUGGUGCUUGAUACUAAGUUGCUUAAAUAUGGCAUCUGUCUAAGUAUAAAGAAUUCUGAACAUGC